Molecule: messenger RNA, 5299 nt
Organism: Sinocyclocheilus rhinocerous
Lineage: Eukaryota; Metazoa; Chordata; Actinopteri; Cypriniformes; Cyprinidae
Gene: myo1cb
Product: myosin Ic, paralog b
Exons: 31
Coding region: 537-3674 (1045 amino acids)
Biological process (GO): actin filament-based movement; endocytosis; actin filament organization
Cellular component (GO): actin cytoskeleton; myosin complex; microvillus
Molecular function (GO): microfilament motor activity; ATP binding; actin filament binding
Source: RefSeq, a predicted model, not a curated record
AGAGAGAGAGAGAGAAAGAGAGAACACCCGCUUCAAACCAUUGUUGAGAGAGAGACUGCUAACACCCGCUUCAAACCAUUGUUGAGAGAGAGACUGCUAACACCCGCUUCAAACCAUUGUUGAGAGAGAGACUGCUAACACCCGCUUCAAACCAUUGUUGAGAGAGAGACUGCUAUCACCCGCUUCAAACCAUUGUUGAGAGAGAGACUGCUAACACCCGCUUCAAACCAUUGUUCCAUGGCACAGUACUCGCAUUACUAUCUGAUUUUAUUUAUCUCCAGCAGUCAUUUUUACUACAUCUGCUUAAGUGACCUUAAGCGACUUUUCAGUGUCCCACUGAGGUAAAUAUUGUCGUCGGUGGGAUUCACACAGGAGGGAAAGGUCCAGAUUACAACUCAAGUUUGAGAACAAGUUUCCCAUCACUGCUGGGUUUCUCUUAUGUAGUGUUACAUUGAGCGACCGGUGCUUUUGGACGUUGCAGGAUUUGAAGUUUGCGUGCUUUAAUCAAGGCUGUGGGCAGUGACGGAAUCCGGGUCAUGAUGGAGAGCGCCCUGACAGCCAGGGACCGGGUGGGCGUGCAGGACUUUGUCCUGCUGGAGAACCACACCAGCGAGGUGGCGUUCAUCGAGAACCUCCGCAAACGCUUCAAGGAGAACCUAAUUUAUACGUACAUUGGCUCAGUGCUGGUGUCCAUGAACCCCUACAAAGACCUGGAGAUCUACACUAAACAGCACAUGGAUCGAUACAGGGGCGUCAAUUUCUAUGAAGUCUCACCUCACAUUUACGCUGUGGCUGAUAAUGCGUAUCGCUCCAUGCGGACUGAGAGACGGGACCAGUGCAUCCUCAUCUCAGGUGAGAGUGGUGCUGGCAAGACCGAAGCCUCCAAAAAGGUUCUGCAGUACUACGCCAUCACCUGCCCUGCUAGUGAGCAUGUGCAGACCGUCAAAGAUCGCCUGCUACAAUCCAACCCUGUGCUGGAGGCCUUUGGGAAUGCAAAAACUCUACGAAAUGACAAUUCCAGUCGCUUUGGGAAAUACAUGGACAUUCAGUUUGACUUCAAGAAACCCGGUAUUAUCCCCUUUGCUUCUCCCUUUGGGUGUCCCCGUUGGCAGGGUGCUCCCGUAGGAGGUCACAUCAUUAACUACCUGUUGGAGAAAUCACGUGUCGUGCACCAGAGCCACGGCGAGAGGAACUUCCACAUCUUUUAUCAGCUUAUCGAGGGAGGAGAGGAUGAUCUGCUGAGGAGACUGGGCCUGGAGAAGAACGCCCAGCAGUACCAGUAUCUGGUGAAGGGUAACUGUCCCAAAGUGAGCUCCAUAAAUGACCGCAAUGACUGGAAGAUAGUGAGGAAAGCCUUGAGCGUCAUUGGCUUCACUGAUGAUGAAGUGGAGGAGCUUUUGAACAUUAUUGCCAGUGUACUACACUUGGGGAAUGUCCAGUAUGGAGGAGAGGACAGCGGCAGUGCCUACAUCACUACAGAGACACAGAUUAAAUACUUAGCCAGGUUGUUAGGUGUGGACGGCACUGUUCUUAAGGAGGCUCUAACACAUAAAAAGAUCAUUGCCAAAGGAGAAGAGCUGAUGAGUCCUUUAAAUCAAGAGCAGGCCGCUUCAGCACGGGAUGCCUUAUCUAAAGCCAUAUACGGUCGUACUUUUACUUGGCUGGUCAACAAAAUUAAUGGCUCUCUGGCCUUCAAGGAUGAUUCAUUCAACAGUAAGAACGCCUCUGUCAUUGGUCUGCUGGAUAUCUAUGGCUUUGAAGUCUUUCAGAACAACAGUUUUGAGCAGUUUUGUAUCAACUAUUGUAAUGAGAAGCUGCAGCAGCUCUUCAUUGGACUCUGUCUGAAGUCGGAGCAGGAGGAAUAUGAAGCCGAGGGAAUCACGUGGGAGCCUGUGCAAUAUUUUAACAACAAGAUCAUUUGUGAUCUUGUGGAGGAGAAGUUUAAAGGAAUCAUUUCUAUCCUGGAUGAAGAGUGUCUGCGGCCUGGAGAUGCCAGUGACAUCACCUUCCUGGAGAAGCUUGAGAACACUGUUGGUGGCCACGCACACUUCCUAACUCACAAGCUGGCUGAUGGAAAAACCCGUAAAGUGAUGGGUCGUGAGGAGUUCAGACUGAUCCACUACGCAGGAGAAGUCAACUACAAUGUGAACGGCUUCCUGGACAAGAACAAUGAUCUCCUUUUCAGAAACCUGAAGGAGGUCAUGUGUAUGUCCGAAAAUAAAAUCCUCACUCAGUGUUUUGACCGAGAAGAACUCACAGACAAGAAACGCCCAGAGACGGCAGCAACCCAGUUCAAGUACAGCCUGGCGAAGUUGAUGGAAAUCCUGAUGUCUAAGGAACCGUCUUACGUGCGUUGCAUCAAGCCUAAUGAUGCCAAGCAAGCAGGGCGUUUUGAUGAAGUCCUCAUCAGGCACCAAGUAAAAUAUCUUGGUCUGAUGGAAAACCUUAGGGUGAGGAGAGCUGGCUUUGCAUAUCGCCGUCGCUACGAGACCUUCCUGCAGAGGUAUAAAUCCCUGUGUCCAGACACCUGGCCGAACUGGGAUGGCCGUCUGGUCGAUGGAGUUUCCACACUCGUCAAGCACCUCGGCUACAAACCUGAGGAGUACAAACUCGGCAGGACCAAAAUCUUCAUCCGCUUCCCCAAAACCUUGUUCGCAACCGAAGAUGCACUAGAAGUCAGAAAACACAGCCUUGCUACCAAACUGCAGUCAUCCUGGAAAGGCUACAGUCAAAAAACCAAAUACCGUAAAAUGCGUCAAUCAGCUAUCAAGAUCCAAGCCUGGUGGAGAGGUAUUCUGGCCUGCAGGGAAGCAAAGCGUAGGAGAGAGGCUGCCAACACCAUCCGCAGGUUCAUCAAAGGCUUCAUCUACCGCCACCAGCCACGUUGUCCAGAGAAUGAAUACUUCCUGGACUACGUUCGCUACUCGUUCCUAAUGAAGUUGCACAGGAGCCUGCCUAAAACUGUUUUGGAUAAGAGCUGGCCAACGCCACCUCCCUCCCUCAUUGAGGCUUCAGAGCAGCUCCGCAAACUUUGCAUGCAGAAUAUGGUGUGGAAGUACUGCAAGAAUAUCAACCUGGAAUGGAAGCACCAGUUGGAGCAGAAGAUGGUCGCAAGUGAAAUCUUUAAGGACAAGAAGGACAACUACCCACAAAGCGUCCCAAAACUUUUUGUGGGCUCAAGACUUAAUGGCGAGGACAUCAACCCUAAAGUGCAACAGACUCUGGGGAAUGAGAAGAUGAAGUAUGCUGUUCCAGUGACUAAGUAUGAUAGAAAAGGAUACAAAGCACGCAACCGACAGCUCCUGCUCAUGGCGAACAGUGCCAUCAUUGUGGAGGAGGCCAAGCUCAAACAGCGUAUCGACUACAGCUCACUGAAAGGGAUUUCUGUCAGCUCUCUAAGCGACGGCAUGUUUGUUCUCCAUGUUGCUUGUGAAGACAAUAAGCAGAAAGGUGAUGUGGUGCUUCAGAGUGAGCAUGUCAUUGAGGCGUUAACCAAAGUGGCCAUCUGUGCUGAAAAGAUGAACAGCAUUAACAUUAACCAGGGAAGUAUAAAGUUCAGUGUGGCCCAAGGAAAAGAAGGGAUCAUAGAUUUUACAUCUGGCUCAGAGUUGCUGAUAGCCAAGGCUAAGAAUGGACACCUUUCUGUGACUGCCCCUCGCCUCAACUCAAGAUGAUGGACGAGUCAUGACCAAGCACUUCCUGCAUUCUCACAGGAUCUUCCAGAUACGCUCCUUAGUUCAUCAAUCACAUGACUAAAGGCGGAGCUUCUCUCUGCCAAUCAGACGCCAGCCAGCUGCACCAAAGGCCUCUGCUUCAAGUUGUGAAAAUCCAGCAAACUUAUUUAUGUUUUGGGGGAUUAAUACUGUUAUAUGAAUAUUAUGAUUUUAUAUGUCAAAAAGCCAAGAAAUAACAACAUAUAUGUGCAUUUCCUGCACUCUGUCUUUAUCUAGCUUAUUUGGGAAAUGUUGAUUUGUUAGAGAAGGUGACCUCAGCCAUGCUAACCAGGUAAAUCAGGGUUCAUAAUGAGUAGUUGUUAGCUUCGGUUCUAUUUAUGUUCACCCGUGAUUACUUUUACUUUUCUAUGAAUUCUGCAAUCCAAACCUACUCAGAACCAAUACACUUUUGCGUUCAUAGGAAAGGUAUUAAUUACUUUUUGCAUAGAGAAGAUGACUUGUUCACUUCAACGGUUAAACCUGUUCUACACACUAUUUGUGCGACAUAAUUUUGCUCAUAAGUUAUUAAUAUUAGUUGAAAAAGUUAAAAAAGGAGGACAAACUUUUAGGGAGCGUAUACCAAGUGCAUUGAAGGUGCGUGUCAUGUAUGUAAAGCUACCGUAAGAAAUCUUAAUGUUGAUGGAAAGAAUCCGCACACUAUGUCCAAUGAUAGUAUACUAUGCUAGAAAACCAGCCCUGUUUUUUACAUUAUGAUUCAUUCAUUAAUCAUUACCCACUUUAAGGGUUCAAUCAGUUCAGAGAUCAGUCAAUAUUUAUUUUCUCAGUUCCAAAUCUGUGCUUCAAAAUGUUAGAAAGUAUCUUUGAUAAGAUAAGAGUUCCUGCAAAAAUGAGAAGAAAUCCAGUGAUGGACAAAAGAUUGAUUUUUGAGAGUGGUCUUUCCUCACGCUCUCAGUGAUGAAAUCGCUCAGGCUUUGUGCUCCUAAUACACUGGACACAAUAAUCUCUCAUAUUAACGCCAUUUCCCAUAUUAGCACUGCUCUAAGCUCACUGCAAAGCUUGUGAGAGAUGUUGUUAGCCAUAAUAGUAGGGUAAGUUGUAUGUUAUCUACAAAAAAAUAUGUAACUUGGCUUGAGGCAGGUUUGUGUAUACGUAGAUAAAAGGUAACAAAGCACUACUAAAUGUUCACAAACCAAAUCCAAAUGUUGUUUUCGAAACUAAAAAGUGGAAAUUUGGCAUACCCUUUGCACUCUAGGAUUUCAGGCACCUAAAACUCUUGAUAGCACAAUUUUUUGAUAUCACCUUGAUGUCAUGUCCGUCAAAGGAGAAUGUUCAGAGAAAUAUUGAGCAUCAUUGCUGGUGUCAUAGUUGAGGAUGCUUAAAAGCAAACACUGAAAGGUGUAUGCGUAAGUGCCGCAUGUAAUGUAUUUAGAACAAAUAUCUAUUUUUGACAUUUAUAAAAAAAAAUACCCCAAUAAUGUCCACACAAACUCUUGGCCCCCUAGCUGAUAUAUAAUUCACACUUGUGCUUUUGUUUUAUACUAUUUGUGUAAAAUACCUGAAGAAAUCUGUCAUUUUGAAGCAAACUGACAAUGUAUUUGAGCAUAUUAAAGCUGAUUUUAAAAAAA